GGAUCGGUAUUCAACAUGAAAACGAAAGGAGGAAUGAUGUCGUGUACUUCACAUGUGGUGUUUUUGUGUUUGUGUUUGAUUGUAACGAGCUUCUGUGCCGAAGAAAAAGGAGCUGAGAGUGAGAAAUGGAAGAAAAAAGAUAUUCGGGAUUACUCAGAGGCUGAUUUAGAACGUUUAUUUGACCAAUGGGAGGAAAAUGAUGAUGAAGAAUUACCAGAGGAUGAGCUGCCUGAGUGGAAAAAGGAGCCCCCAAAAGUGGACCUCUCCCAGCUCGACCCCAACAACCCAGAACUGAUGCUGCAAGCCUCAAAGAAAGGACGCACUCUCAUGAUGUUUGCAACUGUAUCAGGUGACCCAACAGAGAAAGAAACAGAACAAAUUACACAGUUAUGGCAGACAAGUUUAUUCAAUGCUAAUUAUGAAGUGCAAAGGUAUGUUGUUAGCAGUAACAGAGUAAUAUUUAUGAUAAAGGAUGGCUCCAAGGCCUGGGAGAUUAAAGAUUUCCUUAUUACACAGGACAGAUGUGAGGAGGUCACGAUCGAGGGAAAAAACUACCCAGGGGCAGCAGCUAAGAGUAAAGACUCUAAAAAAUCCACAAAAAAAGAGGACAGAAAGGAAGACAAGCAUGAGGACAAUGUAUCCAGUAAAAAGUCUGAGACUCAGAAAAGAGAGCAGUCAAAGAAUGAUAUACGAAAAACAGACGAGUUAUGAACAAAGAAGGAACACAUAAAACAGAGCUUUUUCAGCGACAAUGUGGUGUUCAGUGACUAUAAAAGAUCGGAUAUACUGUACAUGACAGAGCAGACAGUUAAAUACUCAGAAUUCUGUACAAGUACUGUCAUUUCAGUAUUCUUGUCAUUUGUGGAAAAAAGUCACUUUUCGUUUGUUCAUUUAUACAAGGGUUGUCCGGUAAAAUCGUGGGCAAGUUGUCCAUAUUGAAAAAUAAUCAUCACUGCAUUAUAAAACUUUCACUACUUUUUAGUACAUUUUUCAUCAAUAUACAUAGCAAAUUUCAAAUAGAUAUCUGCUCAAAUGAACAAAAUAUGAGACUUCAUGUUAUGUAUGGUAUCGUCUUACGGCGCACGGAUGAUAACGUCAAAGUCUCUAAAGCAGCGUCACGUUUCCUCUUUGCUAAAUAUAUAAAAGUUGGAUAAGCCCUACUUAAAUUCGGUCAUUUCAUUGAUGCGUAUACUUGAUUUUCCCUUUAUUCCUCCAUAAACAGUGGAGGAACCAAUCUCGAACACACCUGGGACCUUCUGAAGAUUUAUUCGUAAGUUAUGGACAGUGCUCUCACUAUCAUUCAACAAUACAGGCUCCCCUAUAUCGACGGUCUACAGUGACAGCGUCUUUUGCUAUUGCCAGUAGCUGUUUGUUCGUAUGUUUUGUUCUACCCGGGGACCCGAUCAAAAAACUCCCGCUUAGAAAACUCCCAUUUCACUUGUAUACUAAAGAUCUAGUGAUAUUUUUAUACUUUUUUUUCUUCUGUAGUCAUUUAAAGUUUCUUAGUGCGUCAUUACUACAUCUAAAUCAAACUGAACUGCUCUCCGGUGCGCCGUAACGUCACCAAACAUCGCCAUUUUUCGUGUGUUGUGUUUACCACUUUCCCAUUUCAAAUGCUCAGGAAACUGCCAAAAAUUAAGCAAAUGCCUUGAUAUUUUAUAAAAGA
Molecule: messenger RNA, 1666 nt
Organism: Saccostrea echinata
Lineage: Eukaryota; Metazoa; Mollusca; Bivalvia; Ostreida; Ostreidae
Product: LDLR chaperone boca-like
Exons: 5
Coding region: 16-711 (231 amino acids)
Biological process (GO): protein folding
Source: RefSeq, a predicted model, not a curated record